This is a messenger RNA of Ilex paraguariensis (yerba mate), 899 nucleotides long. The record is from the annotation of a GenBank genome assembly. NCBI's taxonomy places the organism in Eukaryota, Viridiplantae, Streptophyta, Magnoliopsida, Aquifoliales, Aquifoliaceae.
CCCCACUUUACUUUUUUCUCUUUCCAAAAACGAAGACGAUCGAUCGAAUGAAAAACCUGAGAAUCGUGUUCAUGAUUUAAUUUUACGAUCUUGUAAAAUUUCUCUAUGGAUUCGUUUGAAGGUAAUAAUAGCUGGGACUUAAUCGAUUACAGCAGCUUUAUCGACGACGUUGCAUCCACGGAUCUCUACUGGACCAACCAAAGUGCUAAUGUGGAACUUGAUGCGUCGCUAACUCGUGGUACAUCACAAGAAAAUGAAUGUGCAGAGAAAGAAUACCCUCGGAAGAGGGGCCGUUCUGAUCACUGCAGCAGACAAGGGACCAAAGCUUGCCGUGAGAGACAACGAAGGGAAAGAUUAAAUGACAGGUUCACAGAGUUGUGCUCUGUUUUGGAACCUGGGAGGCCUGCUAAAACUGACAAAUUGGCCAUACUUGGUGAUGCCAUCCGAGUUUUGAACCAGCUAAGGACUGAAUCUCAGGAGUACAAAGAGAAGAAUGAAAAGCUAUUAGAAGAGAUAAAAACUUUAAAAGCAGAUAAGAAUGAACUUCGUGAAGAGAAACUCAUAAUGAAGGUUGACAAAGAAAGGUUGGAGCAGCAGUUGAAAGCUAUGGCGGUUCCACCUGCUGGGUUUAUGCCAGCCCACCCGGCAGCUUAUCAGAGUGGUGCAAACAAGAUGCCAGUUUUUCCCAGCUAUGGUUUCAUUCCAAUGUGGCAGUAUCUACCUCCAACUGCCCGUGAUACAUCUCAAGAUCAUGAGCUCAGGCCACCUGCUGCUUAGUAAUUUUUGGAUGUGAUUAUUUGCACAUUUUGAGAUGCUUUAUCAUGCAAUUUAGUAAUGUAUUGCAUCUUUUAAUUAUAAAUAAAUCGAUUUGCCUUCUUUUUUUUUAUUUUUUUUAUUUU